AUGGAAAAUAUCGAUCUCUCUAAUGUGAACCGACAGUUUCUGGAACAACAUUUCGGUCAUCACCAGCACUCACAACAUUCCCAACACUGCCAGCCCUGCCAACCAAGUGCUGCACCGUUAGCUCUCACACCAGAUCAGAGCUAUUCUAGUCUUUUCAACCAUAGCUCAGGUGCUAUCGACUCUUAUGUCGUUCCAAACGCUACUAAUUGUAGUGAUAUUCAUAAUCAUGGAAACGGACUCACUCUCUGUGACUCGGGAUCAGCUCUGUUGAGUCCACAGUCAGACGAUUAUUUCAGUGAUCAACUCAUUGAAUCUCCGUAUCCAUCGCCAAACCACUCGCCAGACAUGAGAUCACAUCCCGAUCAAGAAAACUUCAGACAGAAAAGGCAUCGCAAGAGGAAAGGGAUGCACCAACAGGUCCAGCAAAGACAUGCCGCCAAUCUUAGGGAACGCAGAAGAAUGCAAUCAAUUAAUGAUGCCUUUGAGGGCCUGAGAGAACACAUUCCAACGCUUCCCUAUGAGAAAAGGCUUUCAAAAGUGGAUACUUUAAGGCUAGCCAUCGGAUACAUCAGCUUUUUAGCUGAAUUGGUCGACAAUGACGGACAGCCUCAGAAAAGGCAUCGCAAGAGGAAAGGGAUGCACCAACAGGUCCAGCAAAGACAUGCCGCCAAUCUUAGGGAACGCAGAAGAAUGCAAUCAAUUAAUGAUGCCUUUGAGGGCCUGAGAGAACACAUUCCAACGCUUCCCUAUGAGAAAAGGCUUUCAAAAGUGGAUACUUUAAGGCUAGCCAUCGGAUACAUCAGCUUUUUAGCUGAAUUGGUCGACAAUGACGGACAG
Messenger RNA from Oppiella nova, 837 nucleotides. Lineage: Eukaryota; Metazoa; Arthropoda; Arachnida; Sarcoptiformes; Oppiidae. The record is from the annotation of a GenBank genome assembly.